AGGGCGGGCGAUCAUGCACCCUCGGGAACCCGCUGACGUCGCCCCCGACCGUCUCGAGGGGCGUCCAGACUUGCCGUCUUUUUCUUUGAUCCAACCACCCGCCACUCGAACUUUAUAGAAUCUUGUGCGUGUAAUCCCAAAAAGAAGGCGUCAUCGCCGACCCGCCACCGACGUCCGUCGCAAAACGUAAACCUAGGGGUUCAUCCAACCUCGGCUUCCAGCGGCCGCCAUGAACAGGACGCCCUCGUCAUCGGGCCUGCUCCCGAUGCCGGGUACGGCGUCGGCGUCGUGGGCUGUGUACCGCGCCAAGCUCGCGUCCGUGUUUCGGGGCGCCGACAGCUCGGUGCUGCUUGCCUUUUGGCUGUUUGGCCUCAUCAACAACGUCCUCUACGUCAUCAUCCUCUCGGCCGCGCAGGACCUGGUCGGCACCAACGUGCCCAAGGGCGUCGUGCUGCUGGCCGACGUGCUCCCGUCCUUCCUCACCAAGCUGGUGGCGCCCUACUUCAUCCACCGCGUCCCAUACUCGGCCCGCGUCGCCGCCCUCGCCGCCACCUCGACCGCCGGCAUGCUCCUCGUCGCCCUGACCCCGGCCGACAGGCCCGUGGCGACCCGCCUGGCCGGCGUCGCCCUCGCCAGCCUCAGCAGCGGCGCCGGCGAGCUCAGCUUCCUGGGCCUGACGCACCACUACGGCCCCCUCAGCCUGGCCGCCUGGGGCAGCGGGACGGGGGGCGCCGGGCUCGUGGGUUCGGGUCUGUAUGUCGUCCUGACGGGCUGGGCGGGCUUGUCGGCCCGCGCGAGCCUGCUGGCGUCGGCCGCGCUGCCCGCCGUCAUGCUGCUGAGCUUUUUCGUCGUGCUGCCGCGCGCCCCGCUCAGGGCGUCGUCGUCGUCGUCGUCGGCCGCCGCCGGGGGGCGCGAAAAUGGCGCCUACGCGGCCGUGCCCGCCCGCGACCUCGAGGACGACGACGUCGAGCACAUGUCGGCCAGCAGCGCGUCCGCCGGCCUGCUGGCGCCCGGCCCGUCUGUCGCCGCGACGGCCUAUUCGGUCCGGGACGGUGGUCGCCGCGCCAAGAACGACGACAACGACGACGACGAUAAAGACUCUGACGACGAGCUGCGGCCCCUUUCCGCCACCACACCACCACCACCACCACCACCACCACCGAGAACAGCCAGCAAGCAGCCGACGCUGGCGGCCAACCUGCGGCGGGCGCGCCGCCUCUUCUUCCCCUACAUGCUCCCGCUCCUGCUCGUCUACGUGGCCGAGUACGCCAUCAACCAGGGCGUGUCGCCGACGCUGCUCUUCCCGCUCGAGCGCUCGCCCUUCUCCGAGUUCCGGUCCUUCUACCCCUUCUACGGCUUCCUGUACCAGCUCGGCGUCUUCGUGUCGCGCUCGUCGACGCCCUUUGUGCGCCUGCACGACCUGUACCUGCCCUCGCUCCUGCAGGUCGCCAACCUGGCCCUGCUGACGCUGCACGCCCUCUUCGACUUCAUCCCCUCCGUCUAUCUGGUCUUCCUCGUCGUGUUUUGGGAGGGCCUGCUCGGCGGCGCCGUCUACGUCAACACGUUUGCCGAGAUCAUGGACCGCGUCCCGCCCGCCGACCGCGAGUUCAGCCUCGGCGCCACCUCGGUCAGCGACAGCGGCGGCAUCUGCCUCGCCAGCGUCAUCGGCAUGGCCAUGGAAGUCUGGCUGUGCGACUAUCAGGUCCGCCACGGGCGCGACUAUUGCAGGCGCAUCGAGGCCAGCUAGAAUACCCAUAUUUAAGCUGGACGUGGAAUAUAUGACGAAAUAAAUCCCACGCUGAAAUUCCCAAUGCACGUGAAAUCAUCGCGGUCCUUGUAUGACGCUAUUCACUAUGUAGCAUAUGUACAGUUCCUCUAGCCUAUUAUGAACAAGCAAGUACCACCACCCAAAUUUUCUGUAUGGUCAGAACACGUGCCCAAGUGCGCCACCGAGCCAAUGUGCCGACACAAUCUAGUCCGAUUUGGGCCAGGGACAGCAGCGUUUAAUGUCCGAAUCU
Messenger RNA from Gaeumannomyces tritici R3-111a-1, 2018 nucleotides. RefSeq lists its product as hypothetical. Bases 230 to 1747 code for a protein of 505 amino acids. Gene Ontology annotation, biological process: regulation of intracellular pH. Lineage: Eukaryota; Fungi; Ascomycota; Sordariomycetes; Magnaporthales; Magnaporthaceae. The transcript is spliced from 2 exons. The record is from RefSeq and is a predicted model, not a curated record. Gene Ontology annotation, cellular component: membrane; vacuole.